This is a messenger RNA of Anopheles aquasalis, 3860 nucleotides long. It is a transcript of the gene kz, whose product is annotated as putative ATP-dependent RNA helicase kurz. Gene Ontology annotation, molecular function: helicase activity; ATP binding; RNA binding. Gene Ontology annotation, biological process: maturation of SSU-rRNA from tricistronic rRNA transcript (SSU-rRNA, 5.8S rRNA, LSU-rRNA). Lineage: Eukaryota; Metazoa; Arthropoda; Insecta; Diptera; Culicidae. The record is from RefSeq and is a predicted model, not a curated record. Gene Ontology annotation, cellular component: nucleolus; intracellular anatomical structure.
CCCCAACCGAAGAUCAUCGGCUGCAGAAAACGCGGAUGCUGAAUCGAUCGCUUAUUUCUACACGCUUUCUUAAAACACAGGCCCACAGCGAUGGGUAAGAGAAGAUUCAACGAGAAAGGUCGCCGCCAGGUGGAAACCAUCGUCGAUAACACCGAAACCAAGAAGAUCAAACUAGACUUUGCUCCAGCCAGCGAUGGGUACGGUGGGGCCGAUGAAGCGAACGCACUGGUGCUACCCUCGAAGAAACGUGCGUCCAAGGUGAAAAAGGACACCACGGUAGUGACGAGGAUUUUGUCGAAAAAACAGCGCAAACGGCUAGAGAAGAUCGUUGAUCAGAGGAAAAAGAAGGAAAACCGAUCGACACUCAUCGCGUCACUGGUGGAGGUGCAGGCAACGAAAGAGGAACUGACCGGCUUCCGCAAGCUAAGCGAGAUCCAAACCAAAGGUCUGAAGCAGCACUUUAAAGAGCAAAAGUAUGGCGUGACGGUUGUGGAAAAGGUGCGCGGAUCUCGUGCGAAUGAGAACGGUGUGGCGAAAAUCCGCAGUUUGGUUGGCAGUCGCCGAAAACGGUUAGCACUUUUGCGCCAACAACAGCCCUCGGGAGCGGAUGGGGAUGAUGAUGAAGAGGGAGCAGCUGAACGGAAUCCGAACGUGGUGGGAUUGGACGAAAGCGAUGACUCUUCGAGCGGCGAUGAGUCGGAUAUGUCCGAGGAACCGAGCGAUGAGGAGAAAGCGGAACAAGUUCCCGAACAGAAGAGUGCAAGCAAGGAAGAGGUACAAGAAGCGGGCACAAAGGAAGUGGCUGAUGAACCGAAGAAGUUGACGAAGGAACCGUCAAAAGCUGAAGCGACACCGCCGCCAGUGAAACAAAACCAACCGGUUGACCGUAAGCCGGCCACGUACAUACACGUGGAACGAGAUGCGGAGGUACAGGCGGCCCGUCUCAAGCUACCGAUACUGGCGGAAGAGCAAGUGAUAAUGGAAACGAUCAGUGAGAAUCAAAUCACCAUUCUGGCGGGUGAAACGGGCAGCGGAAAAACCACGCAAAUCCCACAGUUCCUCUACGAGGCUGGUUACGGUGAGAGGGGCCUGAUCGGUAUCACGGAACCGCGCCGUGUCGCUGCCAUAUCCAUGUCGAAACGUGUCGCGCACGAAAUGAAUCUACCGACCGACAUCGUAUCCUAUCUGAUCCGUUACGAGGGUAACGUGACGGACCGGACCAAGAUCAAGUUCAUGACGGACGGUGUACUGUUGAAGGAGAUUGAGGUGGACUUUCUGCUCAGCAAAUACUCGUGCGUCAUACUGGACGAGGCGCACGAGCGUAGCGUUUACACAGACAUCCUGAUGGGAUUGCUGUCGCGCAUCGUUCGAUUGCGUGCCAAACGUGGCACCAGCCCGUUGCGGCUCAUCAUCAUGUCCGCCACGUUGCGCGUGUGUGACUUUACCGAAAACCGGAAGCUGUUCCUCGAUACACCGCCCGUCAUUAACAUCGAUUCGCGCCAGUACCCAGUGACGGUACACUUUAGCAAGACGACACCGGUCGACUAUCUGCGUGAAGCGUUCCUGAAGACGGUCAAAAUCCAUACCCGGCUACCGGAGGGUGGUAUACUGAUUUUUCUUACCGGUCAAAAGGAAGUCAACACGAUGGUACGCAAGCUGCGUAAAAUGUUCCCACCGGUAAAGGGUGCCACCGAUGGUAACCGCACGUCCGAUGCUACGGCAAACGAUCGCGCCGAGGAAGACGAAGAGUUUGAUAACAUUUUACGCGGCAAAAAGGCACGCAAGAAGGCCAGUUGGACGAAAAAGCGCAAAAACCCAUCGGUCACCGUUCCUCGGCUUCCGCAGAUCGAUCUGGAUGCGUACGAACUGCCGCACGCCGACGACACGGAGGCCGAUCUGCACGAGAAUGAUGAUCACACGAGCGACAGCGAGCUGGAUGAAGAUGGUCUCGAUGGUGCCGAUGACGAUGAGGCGAACUUGCUGGACGGAGGAGAUCUGGCCGAAGAUCUUGGCAUAUCGGAGCUCAAACGGAAUCAACCCCUGUGGGUGCUGCCCCUGUACUCGAUGUUGCCACCGGAUAAGCAGCAGCGUAUCUUUAAACCACCUCCGGAAGGCUCACGGCUGUGCGUGGUAGCGACCAACGUGGCCGAAACGUCGCUCACCAUUCCGGACAUUAAGUACGUGGUGGACAGUGGCCGUCAGAAGACGAAACUGUACGAUAAAACGACCGGUGUGACCGCAUUCGUCGUGACGUUUACGAGCAAGGCGUCGGCCAACCAGCGGGCAGGCCGUGCUGGCCGUGUUGCACCGGGCCACUGUUACCGGUUGUACUCGAGUGCCGUGUUUAACGAUGAGUUUGUGGAUUUUGCACCGCCCGAGGUACAGCAGAAACCGGUCGAUGGGUUGGUGCUGCAGAUGAAGUGUAUGGGGAUUGAUAAGGUCGUUAACUUUCCCUUUCCAUCACCGCCCGAUCGAGAGCAGCUGGUGGGGGCCGAGCAGCGCCUACUGCAGCUGGAGGCACUCGAGGAAAUCACGACACGCACCACGCUAAAGGGAGGAACCGGUGCAUCGCGUACGCAAACGAUCACGCGUGUCACCGAGCUGGGUCGCACGAUGGCCGCCUUUCCGGUGGCGCCACGCUUUGGCAAGAUACUGGCCCUCAGCCAUCAGCAUGCGCUGCUACCGUACGCGAUUUGUCUCGUGGCUGCGCUCUCCGUGCAGGAGGUACUGGAAGAGGUCGGUCUGACGGAGGAGGACACUUCGGAGAGCAGCAAACUGUGGCGCCAGAAGCGUAAGGCAUGGGCUGGCACCGGCGAAUCGCUACUGCUCGGUGAUCCGAUGAUUCUCCUUAAGGCGGUCGGUGCGGCGGAACACGCGAACAGUAAAGGCACCCUGGAAGCAUUCUGUACGGAGAAUGGCAUCCGGCUGAAGGCGAUCAAAGAAAUCCGGAAGCUGCGCGUCCAGCUAACGAACGAGGUCAAUGCGAACCUGCGCGAAAUGUCGCUUACGGUCGAUCCGGAUAUGCCACCUCCGACCGUCACGCAAAUACGUCUCCUUCGGCAACUGCUGCUGAUCGGUAUGAGCGAUCGGAUUGCUCGUAAGCUGCCGGAGAGUGAGAUAAAGCUAAAGGCCGACGUCAGGCGGUUACGGCAUGCGUACAAUCUACCGAUGAUCGACGAGCCCGUCUUUCUCCAUGCCGGUUCCGUGCUGCGGAAAGAGUUACCCGAGUGGGUUUGCUUCCAGGAGGCCUUCGAAACGACGGUAUCCAUCGGAGAGGCAGCGCAAUCGAAAACGUUUAUCCGUGGCAUCACGGCGAUCGAGCCGGAAUGGUUGCCAAAGUUUGUACCGAAUGUGUGCAACAUUUUGGAUGUGCUGGAGGAGGAACCGCAGCCUCCGGUGUACAACGCGACCACCGAUAGCAUCGAGUGUUAUGUGAAGGCAACGAUCGGUAAAACGAGCUGGCCAUUGCCGGCCGCACUGGUGGAGAUGCCCAGGAAUAUGCUGCGGUGCAAAUAUUUGCUGAAAUUCUUCCUAUCGGGAAUGAUCUACAAAAAGUUGAAACCGUUCCGCAAAUCCCUCCUUUCGUCACCGGAUUCGGUUUUGAAGCAAUAUUCCUGCUCGGUGCCGCGUAUAGAUGCUGCCCUCAAGGUGUUGCUAGCGAACGAAGUUUACAAUGCGGCCCGUUUCUCCGAGCUGUGGAAUGUGGACUCGAAAUUUUUCCUUCAGGAGUACCGAGAAUUUCUACCAGUAUCCUGUCACGAUGAUGUUGCCAGAUGGUGGCCUCCGAAAAAGUGAUUUCAAUGUUGAAAUAAGUGUACGAAAUUUACCCGCAAUAAAUUUUGAAUGGUGUACGCACAGAA